AAUAUUAUUAAAAUAUAUGGAAUAUCUCGAGAUCCAAAAACAAAAAAUUAUAUAAUAGUUCUUCAAUAUGCAGAAGGUGGAAAUUUUAAUGAUUGGAUAAAUAAAUGUUAUAAAGAUUUUGAUUGGAACAAUAAAUUACGAACAUUAUAUAAUAUUAUUUUUGGUUUAAAUGAAAUUCAUCAAAAAGAGAUGGUUCAUCGUGAUUUUCACACAGGAAAUAUAUUAUUUGAAUUUGGUUAUGUUAAUCAAUAUAAUGAUACAUAUAUUUCAGAUAUGGGAUUAUGUGGAGAAAUUGGCAAUGUAGAUAAAUCCAAAAUUUACGGGGUUAUGUCUUAUGUAGCUCCAGAAGUAUUAAGAGGAAAACCCUACACUAAAGCAGCAGAUAUAUAUAGCUUUGGUAUGAUCAUGUAUUUUGUAGCAACUGGAAGACAACCUUUUUCUGAUCGUGCGCAUGAUGAAUUUUUGGCGUUGGAUAUAUGUGAUGGAAUUAGUCCUAAAAUCAAAGAAUUAGAAGCACCAAAAUGUUAUGUUGAAUUAAUGAAAAGGUGUUGGGAUUUGGAUCCAAACAAUAGACCAAAUGCU
This is a messenger RNA of Rhizophagus irregularis DAOM 181602=DAOM 197198, 582 nucleotides long. RefSeq lists its product as uncharacterized. Gene Ontology annotation, biological process: signal transduction; protein phosphorylation. Gene Ontology annotation, cellular component: cytoplasm. Gene Ontology annotation, molecular function: protein kinase activity; ATP binding. NCBI's taxonomy places the organism in Eukaryota, Fungi, Glomeromycota, Glomeromycetes, Glomerales, Glomeraceae. The record is from RefSeq and is a predicted model, not a curated record.